This is a messenger RNA of Thunnus maccoyii (southern bluefin tuna), 3389 nucleotides long. It is a transcript of the gene top1b, whose product is annotated as DNA topoisomerase Ib. Bases 125 to 2419 code for a protein of 764 amino acids. Gene Ontology annotation, molecular function: DNA binding; DNA topoisomerase type I (single strand cut, ATP-independent) activity. Gene Ontology annotation, cellular component: chromosome; nucleolus. Gene Ontology annotation, biological process: DNA replication; DNA topological change; chromosome segregation. NCBI's taxonomy places the organism in Eukaryota, Metazoa, Chordata, Actinopteri, Scombriformes, Scombridae. The transcript is spliced from 21 exons. The record is from RefSeq and is a predicted model, not a curated record.
UCAGUAAACGUUGGGACUCCAUUCCAGUGAAGGCUCCCUGAGCCUCGCAUCCGCACCACUCGCAUCCUGAACAGCUGUCUCCUGUGACAACUUCACCUGCUUUACAAACAAAAACAACUUGACCAUGAGCGGGGAUCAUGGGCACGGAGACUCUCAGGUCAAUUGUGGAUCUAAAGGAAGCGACACUCACAAACAUAAGGACAAGCACAAAGACAAGGAACACAGACACAAAGACCACAAAAAAGACAAAGAGCGAGAGAAAUUCAAGUACAGCAACAGUGAACAUAAGGACCACUCUGAAAAGAAACACAGAGACAAAGACAAAGAGAAGCUGAAGCACAGCGACGGCAGCUCAGACAAGCACAGGGAAAAACACAAAGAGAAGAGGAGAGAAGAAAAGAUCAAAUCAUCCCACAUAGACAAGCCUAAAAAGGAGAAAGAAAAUGGAUAUGUAAGAGACAUGAGCCCUGCUGCCAUUAAGAGCGAGCCUGAAGAAGGCAAUGGCUUCUACUCCUCUCCACAACACAACAAGACCAAACAAGAAUAUGAUGAUGAAGAAUUCGAUUACAAGCCCAAAAAAGUCAAGACAGAACAUGACAAAAAGGCCAAAAAGAGGAAACAUGAGUACGAAGAAGACGAGGAGGAUGAGGACAUAAAGCCCAAAAAGAAGACAAAAGACAAAAAGGUGACAGAGGGAAAGAAAGCCAAAAAAGAAGAAGAGGAGAAAUGGAAAUGGUGGGAGGAGGAAAGAUAUACUGAUGGCUCCAAAUGGCGCUUCCUUGAACAUAAAGGUCCGGUGUUUGCGCCUCCGUAUGAACCCUUGCCUGAUAAAGUCAAAUUUUACUAUGAUGGUAAACCAAUGAAACUUAGUGCCCCUGCUGAAGAAGUAGCCACAUUCUUUGCCAAGAUGUUGGAUCACGAGUACACUACUAAGGACAUCUUCAGGAAAAACUUCUUUAAGGACUGGAGGAAGGAAAUGACUUCAGAGGAGAAGUCAAAGAUCACUGACCUGAACAAGUGCAACUUCAGUGAAAUGAGUGAGUACUUCAAGGCCCAAUCAGAAGCUCGGAAACAGAUGUCAAAGGAGGAGAAACAGAAAAUCAAAGAGGAGAAUGAGAGGACCCUCCAGGAGUACGGUUUCUGCAUCAUGGACAACCACAAGGAGAGGAUCGGAAACUUCCGCAUUGAGCCGCCAGGCCUCUUCCGAGGCCGAGGUGACCACCCAAAGAUGGGCAUGCUGAAACGCCGCAUCAGACCUGAAGACAUCAUUAUCAACUGCAGCAAGGACUCCAAGCACCCUAAACCUCCCCCAGGGACAAAGUGGAAGGAAGUUCGCCAUGACAACAAAGUGACCUGGCUGGUGUCUUGGACAGAGAACAUCCAGGGAUCCAUCAAGUACAUCAUGCUUAACCCUAGCUCCAGGAUCAAGGGGGAGAAGGACUGGCAGAAAUAUGAAACUGCCCGACGGUUGAAGAAGUGUGUGGAUCGCAUCCGUAGCCAGUAUAGAGACGACUGGAAGUCAAAAGAGAUGAGGAUCAGGCAGAGAGCUGUGGCACUUUAUUUCAUAGAUAAGCUUGCACUGAGGGCGGGUAAUGAAAAGGAGGAAGGUGAGACUGCAGACACAGUCGGCUGCUGCUCGCUGCGGGUGGAGCACAUCAAACUGUACCCCAAGAUGGAUGACCAGGAGUACGUGGUGGAGUUUGACUUCUUGGGAAAGGACUCUAUCCGCUACUAUAACAAGAUCCCUGUGGAGAAGAGGGUAUUUAAAAACCUGCAGUUGUUCCUGGAGAACAAGCAGCCUGAAGACGACCUCUUUGACAGACUGAACACUUCUAUUCUGAACAAGCACUUACAAGAGUUGAUGGACGGCCUGACAGCCAAGGUCUUCCGUACCUACAACGCCUCAAUCACGCUUCAACAGCAGCUCAAGGAACUUACCAGCCCUGAUGACAGCAUCCCAGCUAAGAUUCUGUCAUACAACCGGGCCAACCGCGCAGUGGCCAUCCUCUGUAACCACCAGAGAGCUCCACCCAAAACAUUCGAGAAGUCCAUGCAAAACCUUCAGACCAAGAUCGACGAGAAACAGAAUCAGCUAUCCGCAGCCAGGAAGCAGCUGAAGGCUGCCAAGAGUGAUCACAAGGCUUCCCAUGAUGACAAGAGCAAAAAGGCUGUGGAGGUGAAGCGUAAAGCUGUACAGAGGAUAGAGGAGCAGCUGAUGAAGCUCCAGGUGCAGGCCACAGACAGAGAGGAGAAUAAGCAGAUCGCUCUGGGCACCUCCAAGCUCAACUACCUGGAUCCACGCAUCUCUGUUGCAUGGUGCAAGAAAUGGGGUGUUCCCAUUGAGAAGAUCUACAACAAAACCCAGAGAGAGAAGUUUGCCUGGGCAAUCGACAUGGCUGAAAAGGACUAUGAGUUUUAAACACACUUAGUGUUUUUACCUUUUCUACCCAUGCCUUUGAUAAUACAGAUGGUUUUUAGCUGAUGUCAAAUGAUUCCACUGUGUGGUUACUGCAGGGCUGUGAAGGAGAAAGCAAAUACUUUGUUUGAGCCAUGACCCAGGUUACUUAUUGUGUUGUAUAUAACGAUUGGUUGUGAAUAUAGUAAAAUAAACUCCUCAGUCAUUUGACCAAGCUGUCAAACGGCAUCUCUCUCUUUUAAAAAAAAUUACAGUAGUGUGUAUGUAGCUGCAGCUAUCUGCCCAUGAUCAAACACCUGUGAACAUGUUAGUAUUAUCUUUUGUCAGAUACAACUGUGCUGAAAUUUUUAAGCCAUCAGAUUUAUUGAGAAAUUCUAUAUUCUCAUAGAAUAAUGAAUUGCUAAAUGUUUGUAUGGGAGACUGUGAGAAACAACACGAGAGAGGUAAUAAAAGGAUGAAUUUCAAUUUGUGAAAUUUUUAUGUGAAAGAUAGAUACAAUAAAAUGAGCCUGACAGACUGAUGACAGUGUGAAGAGUAGAAACACUAACACUAUGCUCAUAUAAUUAUUAGCACACAGAAUGUCAUCUUUUUUUCCCAUUUAGUUUGAUUUUGCAGUUUAUUUCAGGGAUGUACAUAUUUUUGUCAUUUUUCAGUCAUCAUGAUUCAGUGUUUUUAUAAAAUAUUUGCUGUAUGCAUUGUCGACAAAAAGCUCUUCAUUGCUCAUAUGCAACCAGUGUGUGUCUGUGUCCACAGUUUUUUCCUCUUGGUUACUUGAAACAGCUGAAGUACAGAGUGCGUCAUGUGUGUUAAGCGCUAAGAGAGACUGUUCUUUCAGACUUUCUAAGAGGGAUGUGGAUUUUGCCAAAAAAAAAAAAAAGAUCACAUAAGUCUAUCAUUGUAGUGUGCUGUUUUUUGUAUUGCUGUGAUUAAGCUGAAAGUGUCUUCUUUGAAUAAAUUUCCAAAUGUGAAUGGA